This is a messenger RNA of Mesocestoides corti, 2556 nucleotides long. The record is from the annotation of a GenBank genome assembly. NCBI's taxonomy places the organism in Eukaryota, Metazoa, Platyhelminthes, Cestoda, Cyclophyllidea, Mesocestoididae.
AUGUCGUCUGGUAACAAGCCUGAAGAAGGCAAAAGGCACCGCAAACUGUCACUGUCAAAUGAGAAGCAAAAGUUAAAGAACACGUUUAAGAAGGACGUCAUUAAGACGGCUGUGCUGCACAAACGCUCCCAGCAAUCUCCGCCUGCCAGAGUACACAAACCCGCGAUCACCGACCCCGGGCAGGAUCCUGCUGGUGGCGAUGCUCAAGCAGUGAAGAACCCAGAUGAGGAUUGUGACAUGGUCACGGCCUUGGAUGAAGACAAUUUGACGAAACUUCAGUUCCAGUUUCUCGAAGCGGCAAGAACCAACCGCUGCGAUGUCUUGGAGGUGAUUCUGGGGCAACGCGCUUGCCGAGUGGACAUUCGAAACAAUCUAGACCGAACGGCCCUCCACUUGGCCGCUGCGCAGGGCUGCUUCGAGGCCGUCCAGUUGCUGGUGGCCGCGAAGGCCCCCGUCGACACUCCUGACAAGCACGGAAUGACUCCAAUGUUCUGGGCCGCGCACAACGACCACGUGGAGAUUGUGGUUUUUCUCAUCGGAAACGGCGCAAAUGUGAAUCGCAAAACUAAACGUGGCUUCACCCUUCUUCACAUUCUCGCAAAGGCAGAUGCCUUGAAGACGUUGGAGGCCCUCGUUCGCAACAAGAUCAUCCACAACUUUCUGGAUGUCGAUCUGAUAAAGAUGUCAUUAGGUGUUUUCAGUUCAAUUGUUUCACAUGAGAAGCUCUUGGGAAGUAGUCCGCACGCUUUACGCCAGGUCUCUCUCUCUCUCUCUUCGCAGAAUGACUACACGCCUCUGAUGGUUGCGACUGUGUCUGGAAGCCUUCGGGCCACGACUGUUUUAUCGCGCAUUGGAUCGCUUGAGUCGCAUGUUGACAAGAAUAAGAAGAAUCUCUUCCAUCUAGCAGUUCUUGGCGGAUGUCCAUUCAUCCUUGAACAACUGUGCAAACACGAGGAUGCCCCAAAGCUCAUAAAUGCCUUCGACGAUGAUCUGAAGGCUCCGAUUCACUACGCAAUUGAGCUUGACGACUACGAUUGCAUGUCGGUCCUUUUGAAAUAUGGCGCACGGGUUAACAUUAAAUCGAAGACUGCUCCCUACCCCAUCAUAACUGCUGCCCAGAGAGGAACCGUCGACAUGCUUAACCUGCUUAUCGUCAACAAGGCGAAAAUAUCCAAGAAGAAUUUUGUAAGUCAGCCAUGCAUAACUCUGAGUCGCGGUCAACACGACGAAGUCGAGGCAGGCAACACGCCCUUGCAUGUCAGCGCGAUGGCCAAUCAGGUCGAAGCGGUGCGGUUCCUGCUUCGGAAAGGCGCCAGCAUCUGCGCUCUUAAUCGGAGACUUCAGACGCCCUUUAACGCCGCAGUGGAGCAGGGAAGCGCUGAGGUUGUCGAGUUGCUUAUUCUUGCUGGAGCUGACAUGAAUAUGGUUGAUCGAGCUGCAAAGAAGCCCCUGCAUUUGGCUGCUCUGAGUGGAUUUGUGCGAAUUGUCGACAUGAUUAUUAAGGCCGAAAGGUGGAGAGAAAAGUAUCCGGAAGCAGCAGCAGAUAUGGCAAAGAAGUACUAUCCAGGUGGAGGACGUGGAGGAGGAAAUGCAGGCGAUGUAAGUGAUGAUGAAGGAACCAGCUAUGCCUCUCAGGCACUGCCACAAACUCAAGAGGACGUGGCGGCAAACGAGGAAUCACCUUCGAUCUCCCAGGCGCCAACGUGCCACUCCGAUGACGACGUCUCCAUUUCACAAGCGUCAACUUAUCGAAGCACGGAAAGUGGAAGUGACGAUCGUGAUGCUGAAGCGAAUGAGGAAUACCACGCGCGCGAAUCCACCGCCUCUCCGCCACCUUCGCCAAGACAAUACCGGCGGGCGGAAUCCACUUUUUCCAACGCGUCAGCAGGCAGCACCGCACGGGCUCGACUGAUUGAGCGUUUGAAGCAACAGAGGGCCAGGCAGGUACCCGCUUCGGUGACUGGAGCCCCAGUUACUAGACAAGAGGAGGAAUCACCUGUGUUGAAUAUUCAAUCACCAAAGUCGGUGCCACCGAUGCCGUUGAAUGGAGGUGCCACGCGACCACCGGUCCCAUCUCGAAGACCAAAAAAUGCCUCGGACGCCAACGGCAACUUGGGAGAUGUUCCUGAGCUACCCGCGCGGCACACAGCUGGCUCCCCAACGACCUAUUCCAGCUCCUUCCAUCCAGAGUAUCGAUUUUUGGUGUUCACUCAGUCUUACGCCGGAUACUUUCAGACUCUCUUCUUCUACAUCGCGCACCACAAAUUAAGACGUGACGAAUGGAAGGCCCUUGCCAGACACUGGGAUUUUUCCGAGGAGCAUGUCGAGGCCAUAGAGCUUCAACACACCGGUGACCGCCGGGCAUACAAGGAGCACGGCUAUCGCCUGCUGUGUAUUUGGCUGCACGGCUUAAGAGAGGACGAGGAGCCCGGUCCGCUUCUCUACACGGCUCUCAUUGCGAUUGGUCGACGGGAACAGGCGAACAGUGUUCAGAAGUACCUCUACGAGGCCACCCAUGGCCGCAGGACUCCAGCAGAUCAAUGCCAUAUUUCUUGA